CAACGCGCUCCUUAUCUUAAUCGGUGAAGACACUUUCUUCACGCCAUGCUCCCCGUCUUACACGCAGGAUCCCAAAUUCUGACUUCGUGAGCGCGGCACAUCACUGAUUGCUUGCUGACGUUGCUCUGUUGUUGUGGGGACCAAGCGAAUGGGAAAGGAUCCAACACCGUCCGAGCGUCGGCCGGAUAUGCAGGCUCAUUCACACCCACGUGGUCAGCAACGUGGCUCGCACGGACAUCUCCACUCUUUUCCCGAUAUUGAGCAAUCUGGAGGACGAUGGGACGGCACCGGUGCAGCGCGGGCUCCUACAGUAGGCCAUGCAGGAAUACGAAGGCCACUAGAUGAAGAGAGUCAAUGUUGCGCAUGGUCUUGCGGAGAAGGUCGGAUUGUGGUUGGUAUAUUUGGAAACUUGUCUUACAACCAUGCAUGCGCGGUGGAGUUGUUGGGUGUCUGGGUUUUGGAUCUGCUAUUCCUGUGCGGGCUUGAGCUAGGGGACGUUGGUACAAAGGUUAGGAGAGUCACUGAUGUCUCUAAGUCGUGACGCAGAGUGACUGUUCUGGGUCUGUCUCAAGACGACAUACAACCGCGGCAUCUCAAAAAGCAACGGAGGGUGUCGUCCGAACUCUCACGUUG
Molecule: messenger RNA, 633 nt
Organism: Trematosphaeria pertusa
Lineage: Eukaryota; Fungi; Ascomycota; Dothideomycetes; Pleosporales; Trematosphaeriaceae
Exons: 1
Coding region: 149-541 (130 amino acids)
Source: RefSeq, a predicted model, not a curated record